This is a messenger RNA of Syngnathus acus (greater pipefish), 1655 nucleotides long. Its product is annotated as solute carrier family 2, facilitated glucose transporter member 9-like. Gene Ontology annotation, molecular function: hexose transmembrane transporter activity. The coding region runs from base 1 to 1470 and encodes 489 amino acids. NCBI's taxonomy places the organism in Eukaryota, Metazoa, Chordata, Actinopteri, Syngnathiformes, Syngnathidae. Gene Ontology annotation, cellular component: membrane. The record is from RefSeq and is a predicted model, not a curated record. Gene Ontology annotation, biological process: monosaccharide transmembrane transport. The transcript has 11 exons.
AUGCUCUAUGGAUACAAUUUAGUGUGGUCACUCUCCAGCGUGUAUAUAAAGGACUUCUACAACCAAACGGCGUUGAGGCGCAAUGGAACCGGACUCAGCGGGGAGACACUGACACUGAUGUAUUCACUCACCGUGUCGGUAUUUGCUAUCGGCGGUCUGCUGGGUUCAUUGAUUGUGGGUGUGCUAGUCACUCGCUUCGGCAGGAAAGGGACAGUGGUCAAGAGCACAGUUCUGGUGUUUAUUGCCAGUUCCUUUAUGGGCUUCAGCAGGAGCUGCGGUUCCCCCGAGAUGGUCAUACUGGGUCGUUUCAUAACAGGGAUCCACUCAGGCAUCUCUUUGAGUGUGGUUCCAAUGUACCUGGGUGAGAUUGCGCCCAAAAACCUCCGGGGCUUUCUGGGUCUGGUGCCAAGUAUCUUUAUCGGCACAGGAGUCUUUGCAGCCCAAAUCCUUGGACUCCACGAACUGUUGGGAAAGGAAGAGCACUGGCCUCUCUUUCUCUCUGUGGUGGCGGGACCCACAUUUGUCCAGUUGUUGCUGUUGCCGUGGUUCCCAGAGAGCCCCAGGUACUUGCUGAUUGACAAGCACAAUGUCCACGCUACCAUCACAGCUCUGAAGCGGUACCGAGCCAAUUGUAACAUCCAGGCCGAGAUUGAGGAGAUGCAGGAAGAGCAGCGCUCCUUGUCGUCAGUGGAGACACUGUCGGUGUGGAAUCUGCUCCUGGACGAGACGGUCCGCUGGCAGGUCCUCAGCGUGGUGGUCGUCAACGUCGGCAUGCAGCUCUCUGGCAUCGACGCUAUCUGGUUCUACACCAAUGACAUCUUUGAGAACGCAGGGAUUCCCACGCCAGAGAUCCCUUACACGACAGCAGGCACAGGCGUGAUAGAGAUCAUCGCUGGACUCGUUGGGUGUUUCACCAUCGAGAAGCUGGGAAGAAGGCCUCUUAUGGUUGGAGGUUUCACCAUGAUGGGAAUCUGCAGUGCCGGGAUCACGUUGACCCUCAUUUUACAGACUCGUUUAUCCUUCAUGCGUUACGUGAGCGUCUGCUGCGUCGUCGGCAUCAUCGCCGGAUUCUGCAUCGGCCCAGGCGACGGGGUCCCUUUUUUGCUCACAGCAGAGCUGUUCAAACAGUCCCACCGCCCAGCGGCCUACAUUGUCGGAGGAUCUCUCAACUGGCUUUCCAAUUUCACUGUGGGCUUUGUCUUUCCCUUCUUACAGAUGUCGGCCGGGUCUUACUGCUACUUGGUCUUCGCCAGCAUUUGUCUGUCGGUGGCCGUCUACGUCUACGCAGUCAUACCCGAAACCAAAAACAAGACCUUUAUGGAGAUAAGCCGCUUGUUCUCCAAGAAGCAGCCCGUUCUUGAGACCCAGUGCCUUCUCCUGGUGGAUCAGCUGAAGCUGAAGAAGAUGAACGGCUACGGAGGCCUAGAACAUCACUCGCUGGACUUUGAGAGCUCCUCCUCUGUACCUUAAUGAAGGUUUACGUUUGAACUCUUGAGUGUGCUUCCAAAUGUUUGUUGAGGACACACGUGCGCUGCUUCUGUAACAUUAGCCAAAUGCAGAAAGCAAUUCAUGAAAUACUGUACAUGGUACAAUGCAACUCAACGAGUGUAGCAGUUCCGUCAAAUACAGCCUGCCCUGAACCAACCACAUUUUUG